AUGAACAUAAAAAAAAGAUCUCCAUCUAUUCAAAAUUAUUCCAAAUAUGUUAUAUCUGGAUCUGAUCAAACAAGACCUGCUGAUUUUAUAAAAGAGUUGAGAAAUGGCCAUUUUAAAGAAGCAUAUUUUGUAAAUUUUCUAAUUGAACAUUGGAUUCAAUUACCUGUUUUCAUUGGAAAUAAAAUUAUAAAUUUAAGCCAUAAAAACUGUAACUAUACAUUCAUAGUACAUAAUGGCAACGUCUUAAGAAGCACAAAUGAAUUAUUAUCAUAUAACCACGAACUGCAGUGUUGGGCAAAUCGUAAUCUGAUUAAUGAUUAA
This is a messenger RNA of Macrosiphum euphorbiae (potato aphid), 321 nucleotides long. The record is from the annotation of a GenBank genome assembly. NCBI's taxonomy places the organism in Eukaryota, Metazoa, Arthropoda, Insecta, Hemiptera, Aphididae.